This is a messenger RNA of Penicillium odoratum, 3012 nucleotides long. Its product is annotated as putative ARID/BRIGHT domain protein (SWI1). Gene Ontology annotation, biological process: regulation of transcription by RNA polymerase II. Gene Ontology annotation, molecular function: transcription cis-regulatory region binding. NCBI's taxonomy places the organism in Eukaryota, Fungi, Ascomycota, Eurotiomycetes, Eurotiales, Aspergillaceae. The record is from RefSeq and is a predicted model, not a curated record. Gene Ontology annotation, cellular component: nucleus; SWI/SNF complex. Bases 1 to 3012 code for a protein of 1003 amino acids. The transcript has a single exon.
AUGAACGCCUGGGCCGUUGACGCCUCGAAUCUCCCUGGUCAGGAUAACGGAGCAUUUAAUCCUUCCACAAUCGACCCUGCCGCUGCUUUUCUUCAUGCCUCUCCAAACCCACAGGACCCGAAUCAGUUCCAGCGCAUGUUCAAUGGCGUGCCGCGGAACGCUUCCCCGGGCUUCCACAAUCCCAACCAGGUGAUUCCAUCCAAACGACAAAGACCGGAAGAUGGCAUGCCUAUGUCACCACGUCCUGCUCCCGGUGGGGUGGCCGGGGGGUCGCGAUCGCAGACUCCCCAGGUUCCCUACCCGGGCUAUCAAGGCCAGGCCAAUGGAACGCCGCAAUUCCCUCAACAUCCUACCCCCUACCAACACCUACAACAAGGUGCCUCGCCAAAUGUGACUCAGUCACCAGUCAUGCAGGAUUUCGACCAGCAAAGCGUUCGCAUGGGGACAGCCUCUCCCAGUCCAUUUUCUCCCGCUGGCCCCCAUGUUGGUCCUCAUAUGUCACCGUCGCAUUCAGAUAAUGGAAGCCGUGUCAACACCCCACAAAACAAUAACUUCAUGCCAGGACAAGCCUUCGCACAAGGUAUGGGUGGCCAGUUCCAACAAGGUUCUGGAAUGACUUCGGCGGCAUCCCAGCCAUCUAUGCAGGCUCAAUUUGGUAAUAUGCAACAAGUGCCGCCGGGAUACCAUCAAGCUCUGGCGGCCCAGCAGCAGCGACUUCAUGCCAUGUCAAUGCAGAACCGGCAAAUGAAUCCCAAUCCGCAGAUGGCCGGGCGCCCGGGCGGUGGUGGCAUGAACCCCAUGGCAAACCCCCAGCAGAUGGCCGCGAUUCGGCAGAUGCAGCAGCAGAAUAUGGCAAAACCCACCAACCCUGAAGCCUUUCUGCGAGCGGUUCAUAAAUUCCAGACAUCGCGUAACCUUGCGUUUGAUCCAAAUCCUAUUAUCAGUGGCCGCCAACUCAAUGUUGUCCAAUUGUAUGGAACAGUCAUGAAGAUGGGAGGAUCGAAGAAAGUCACUGCGAUGAAUGGUUGGCCUGCGGUUGCACAGCAUCUUCAAUUCCCUCAAAUGCAGUUCCCAAUGGCGGCUCAGGAACUUCGGGAAUACCACCAACGAAAUCUGGCGCCUUAUGAGCAAGCAUUCAUCAGCUCACAACAAAAACAAAUGGAACAGAUGCAGCAGCAGCAACAACAGCAGCAGCAGCAGCAGCAGCAACACGGUCAGCACCCCCAACAGCAGCCGCUUCAGCCACAGCUGCAGCCAGGCGGAAUUCCCCGACAGCUGAGUGAUGCGUCAGCGAUGCAGUUCCAGUCUCCUGCGAUAAAACAAGGCCAGGGCUUUGAGCAAACACAUCAAGCCUCCCACUCCCCCCAAAACAACACACCCGUCCCGAAUCCAGCUCCUGCCCCACCAAUGAAUGGAUUUGCGACCCCAACACAAGCACGCGGCCAAAGCAAACCCCCUCAACCUGCACAUCGACUAAGUGUUUCUCGCCAGUCACAGUCAUCGGUUCCCCCGUUAGACAGCACUGGGCAAUUUGCAGUGCCUUCCCCGUCACAACAAGGCAAAGCUACCUCCGCCACACCUGGACCUGUCCAAGCCGAACCUAAAAUGGAACAGGUAACAAAGAAGCCUCUUGAGGAUCCGUUCAAGCCAAAGGUGCUUACUGAGCACCGCUUGCAUGGCCCCAUUGCAGUGGAUGAGAUGUAUCAACUUGGCAGUGACAUAUUGAAGUUGAAGCCUAGUGUGCCGGCAUUCGCAGAGUUAGGUGUGGUGGAUAUUCACGCGCUAAACAUGGGACUCAAAUGUGGAAUCCAGGCAGAAAUUCGGGUUGCUUUGGAUACUCUCACUACCUUAUCAUUUGACCUUAACACGUCUAUCUCUCUUGAGAACUGUGAUGAUUUGGUUGAAAGUCUGGCGGAUUGUGCCCAGGACCAGGCCGAAUUUUUGGCUGAACAUACGCUCGAACUGCCUGAGGCCAUGCCAUUACGCUCUUACGAAGAGGUAACACGGGGUUGCCAGUCUGAAUUCACAUCGCUUGUGGACGUCCCUGAAUUCGGGAGCAUUGAAUACCUCCUGGACCGAGCUGUGGAACGAUUAAUAUGCAUCACUACCAUCAUUCGCAACUUCUCCUUCAACGAAAAUAACGCAGCAAUUCUGGGUAUACCCUGUGUUACCCAGGUCUUCGCCGACGUCUUCCGCUGCCUUGGAACCCAUCAAAUGUUCCUACGGACUGACCAGAAUACAUUGGAUUUCAUGAAGGACGCGGUCAUCUUUAUGAGCAAUUCGGCGCACGUCAUGCAAAUCCCCGGAAAGGAAGAGGCUUCGAGCCUGCUGGAAUUUCUUCUAGCCUUUGCACCUUUGCCAGAGCCGACAUCGAAACCAGACAAACUGAUAUUCACAGCUUUCAACCCUUUGAUCCAUCGAUAUAUACCUGCUGCUGUGGAUGGUCUGGCUAAGCUGCUGGCGAGAGACGACCCGAAUCGAAUCUACUUUGGAGCCAUCUUCUCUGGGGAUGGCUCUGUCUCUCCUCGGCCGGAUCUCCUAACCCGUGCAUUUGGCCUUGCUAUUUGUGCUAUUCCUGAUAAGAAGCAUCUGGCGGUUGCAGAUGCCCGCAAGAUUCUCCUCCUGCAAGGGCUGUUAGCUGCGGACGUUUUGACAUCAUUUGCAGACGGAUAUAUGGCAAGAUCGUGGUUUGGGUCUAUUGAUGGGUUCGCUAUUCAUCUCCUGCGACUCUCAUGUUUGAUUUGCACUGAACGCCUUCCACAACUCGCCAGUAUCCAGCAAAGGGGGCCCCACGAGGCGGAUAUUUGGGCAUUCACCAGCAUCAUCAAUCGUGGACUGGCCAUCCUACGCCGUCUGGCCGAGAAAUCAAAGCAAGUGGACAGUACAUUGCCACUGAAGCUUCCAUCGGGUGUUAUACCUCGCAAGGAAAGUCUACUCGGGGCGUUAUUACUUCCCAGCAUGGACCCGAGGAUCAUGCGCCAUCUCCUCACAUAUGCUAGUCUUGCAGAGUGA